Molecule: messenger RNA, 345 nt
Organism: Didymodactylos carnosus
Lineage: Eukaryota; Metazoa; Rotifera; Eurotatoria; Philodinida; Philodinidae
Source: the annotation of a GenBank genome assembly
AUGUUAGGUCAUGGUAUUUAUUUUGCACGUUCACUUCACAGCACUGAAGGUAAGGCGCGUGCCCACGGUGCUUACAUCUGUGCAGAAGUUAUUAUGGAUAUGGGAAAAGGUGUCAAAUAUGUGACAGUAGAGACACGCAAUGAAGUUAGCAAUACAGAUGAAUGGCAUAAAGAGUAUGAUUCAGUUUACUAUCGUCAUCCGGACAAUAAUUAUGAUGAAUUCUGUGUUAAAAGUGUAGAACAGAUUUUGAAAUGGGUGAUUGUAGUUGAACCUGAUUUUGAUAAACGUCCGGAAGAAUUUGGUUUAACGACUGAAUUUGAUGGUACACGUUGUUGUUGUAUUUAG